Petromyzon marinus (sea lamprey) is the source of this 2364-nucleotide messenger RNA. RefSeq names its product pyruvate kinase PKM-like. Lineage: Eukaryota; Metazoa; Chordata; Hyperoartia; Petromyzontiformes; Petromyzontidae. Gene Ontology annotation, molecular function: pyruvate kinase activity; magnesium ion binding; potassium ion binding. Gene Ontology annotation, biological process: glycolytic process. The record is from RefSeq and is a predicted model, not a curated record.
CGGGGCGGGCCGUGGCCGUGUGUCAGCAGCGGCGCGGCUCUCACUGCUCACGGCUCCGCCUCUUCCUCUCCAUCGCCAUCAUCAGUAGCAGCGGCGUCGUCAUCCUCCUGCUCCUUCCUCGUCCUCGUCGUCGGUCACCUUCGCUGAGACAUCAUGACCACCCAGCAGCCGCACGCGCACGGUCACGGCCACGGCCACGGCCACCACCACCACCACCACGAGGCCGACAGCUUCCUGCGCCACAUGUGCCACCUGGACAUCGACUCGGAGCCGCUGGUGGCCCGCAACACCGGCAUCGUCUGCACCAUCGGGCCGGCGUCCCGCUCCGUGGAGAAACUCAAGGAGAUGAUCAAGGGCGGCAUGAACAUCGCCCGCAUGAACUUCUCCCACGGCACCCACGAGUACCACGCGGAGACGAUCAAGAACGUGCGCACGGCCACGGAGAGCUUGGCAAAGGACCCCUACAACUACCUCCCCGUGGGCAUCGCGCUCGACACCAAGGGUCCUGAGAUCCGCACCGGGCUCAUUAAGGGGAGCGGCACGGCGGAGGUGGAGCUGAAGAAGGGCGGCACGCUCAAGGUGACGCUGGACGACGCCUUCAUGGACAAGUGCGACGAGCACACCCUGUGGGUGGACUACAAGAACCUGCUCAAGGUGAUCGAGGUCGGCAACAAGGUGUACGUGGACGACGGCCUCAUCUCGCUCUGCGUCAAGGAGAAGGGGAAGGACUUCAUGAUCACCGAGGUGGAGAACGGCGGCACGCUGGGCAGCAAGAAGGGCGUGAACCUGCCCGGCGUGGCGGUGGACCUGCCGGCCAUCUCGGAGAAGGACAUCGGCGACCUGAAGUUCGGCGUGGAGCAGGGCGUGGACAUGGUGUUCGCCUCCUUCAUCCGCAAGGCGGCCGACGUGCACGCGGUGCGCGCCGUGCUGGGCGACAAGGGCAAGCACAUCCUCAUCAUCAGCAAGAUCGAGAACCACGAGGGCGUGCGCAGGUUCGACGAGGUGCUGGAGGCGAGCGACGGCAUCAUGGUGGCGCGCGGCGACCUGGGCAUCGAGAUCCCCACGGAGAAGGUCUUCAUCGCGCAGAAGAUGAUGAUCGGGCGCUGCAACCGCAUCGGCAAACCGAUCAUCUGUGCCACCCAGAUGCUGGAGAGCAUGAUCAAGAAGCCUCGGCCUACGCGCGCGGAGAGCAGCGACGUGGCCAACGCGGUGCUGGACGGCGCCGACUGCAUCAUGCUGAGCGGGGAGACGGCCAAGGGAGACUACCCCCUGGAGGCCGUGCGCACCCAGCACGCGAUUGCCCGCGAGGCGGAGGCCUGCAUGUACCACCGCCAGGUGUUUGACGACCUGCGUCACGCCACGCACGCCACUCACGACCCCACCGAGACGGUCGCUAUUGGCGCAGUCGAGGCCUCCUUCAAGAGCACCGCUUCGGCCAUUGUGGUCCUCACCACCAGCGGAAGGUCUGCGUACCUCAUCUCUAAGUACCGUCCCCGCUGCCCCAUCCUGGCGGUGACGCGCACGCCGCAGACGGCGCGCCAGGCGCACCUCUACCGCGGGGUCUUCCCGCUGCUCUACACCUUCCCUGCCAAGGAGCCCUGGGCCGAUGACGUCGACGCCCGCGUCAACUUCGCCAUCACCAUCGGCAAGAACCGCAAGUUCAUCCACAAGGGCGGAGUGGUGAUCAUCGUGACCGGCUGGCGCCCCGGCUCCGGCUUCACCAACACGAUGCGCGUCACCGUCGCCGAGUGAGGGCCCCCAGUGCGGUGGGGGGGGGGGGGGGGUCCCGGGGGGCCGCCCCCCACCAACGCUCGCCCCCCACCAACGCUCGCCCCCCACCAACGCUCGCCCCCCCACCAACGCUCGCCCCCCACCAACGCUCGCCCCCCCACCAACGCUCGCCCCCCCACCAACGCUCGCCACGCUCUCCUCCUCCCUCGUAGUCGUCGCCCAUCCAAUUUUCCCUCCUUUGCAGUCCCCGUGCCCCGGUGCAUCGCCUGCGCACGGCCCACGCCACCGCCCGUGUCACCGCCGUCGCCACGGUCACCAGAUCUCGGCAUCCGGACGGCGGGCGACUGCCAGAAUCGAAAUAAUGAGAGGCCCACGUGGUUGUUAACGAGCAGGCGAAGGGGGCCCGCUGAGCAAUGGGAGGGAGUGCGGUUGGGUUGCUUUGCCGUGUGCGCGAGUUGGGGGGGGGGGGGGGUGGCCGGGGGGCCGACCUGGAGAUGUGGAACCGCGUGCCCGUCGCGGUGGCUGUGUGUGGUAGUGUGGUAGAGGAGUUGACCGCGUUUCUAACCACGCUUGCACCGAAACGAAAAUUAUUCAAAUGUAACGAAAGAACCUGGGGGGGGGUGGGGGGGACGU